AUGGUGUGUCAGGCUCUGGACCAGGCCGAUGUCUCGGAGGACCCCGGCUCGCCCUCCGUCUCGUUUCUCACCCGGCAGAUUCAGGCCCUGAAGAAGAAAGUCCGUCGCUUCGAGGACCAGUUCGAGCAGGACAUGAAGUACAAGCCGACACACAACGAUAAAUACUCAAACCCCGAGAUGAUCCGAGUGAUGGGGGAGCUGGCCUCGGCUCGCAAGCGACUGAAAGUAUUCCACCACAUUUUCAACCACCCAAGUUGCACGUCUCAGCUGCUUCAGAGUCUCCGUGAGACGAGAGGCGAGAAGAAGACCAGGCGGAAAGUUCUGAGGCAGUUCGAGGACGAGUUUUACCGUCAGACCGGGAGGAUCUGCCAGAAGGAGGACCGCAGUCCGAUGAAGGAGGAGUACCAGGAGUACAAACAGCUGAAGGCCAAACUCCGCCUGCUGGAGGUGCUGCUCAGCAAACAGGAAGUCCAGCUCGGCAAACAGGAAGUCCCUAAAAAACACAUGUGAAGCUCUCAGAAACUCUGCCAAACGAGACCAAAGCUCCCGAGAAGAGGAAAGGUCUUUUAUUUUCCCGAUCAGAGGACAGGAAGUGGUCAUAUUUCAGCUACGUUAGCUGUAAAACGAGCGGAAAACCUCCAUGGAUUGCAAUCUGAUCAUCUUUCACCUCAAUCAGAGCCUUUGUAAGAAAACAGUAAAUACGACGAACAGGUGGAGGGAGGUGAGAUUCAGAAGGAAACACUUUAAGACCAUUUGAAUUAAUUUACGAGAAAAAAAAGUCAAAGCACAAAUUCAAAUCUGCGGUGAAAAAUACAUUUCACCUCAAAGGCCUUUUUCUAAUAAAGUGGUAUAUUUACUAAAGAUAUCUCUCAAACUCACAGGACAAUCUUCUAAUUUACGAGAAAAAAAUAACAGAUGGACAAGAAAUAAAACAAAUACUCUCAGAUAAACAUUUUUGAUUUCGGGGGAAGAAAAAAUCUAAAUACGAAAAUAAUCUAGAUUUUCUCUUAAAAAAAAUAAACUCCCAAAGUUUGGAGAAAAAACUCCAUUUACAAGAUGUUCUCUGAGAUUUAAGUAGAAAUGAAACAAAUUCAAGAUUAAAACCCGGAAUAAUAAUGUUUUUGUUGGGUUUCUUUGUGAAUCCCGGUUUGAUCAGUUUGUUAUGUAUCUUAUCUCCCAAAGCGUUCACAGACUAAAGCAUAACACAUGAAACUUUAUCGUCAUGGAAACAUCGCUGUUUCUAAGGUAGCGUGAUAACAUCCAAGUGAUUGAUGCCUUUUCUUUAACGAAGGCCGCUCGAGUGAACAUUUCAGUCUGAGACUUCUUUACGGCGGCCCACAGCUGCCAGAUAUAAAAACACAAAUGUGCCAAAACACACGCAUGUCUCCUCAAGCUGCUGAAUGUUCUCUAAACGCUGCACGUGGUGUCAAGUUGCUGAAGAUGUUUCUUCAUGUGGAACAUUUGGGUUUCUGCAUCUGCAUCCUUCCUGAAGCUGCAGCCGAUUCUCCGUCCCUCUCACCACUUCCUCUCUGAACUGUAGAAACUGCAAAUACUUCAGAAAGGUUUUAUAAUAAUCUGUCAGUGGAAAGCAGCAGUGUGUAUUCAUCUACCUGCAGCUUCCUCUCCAUCCUGUUUGAUUCAUUGGACCAAAUCUUUAUUUUAUACUCGAUGUGUGUACGUGAGCUGGAAGCACUUUAAUGGAAAAAGAGACUUUAUUUAUGAACUGAAAAGCGUUUGGGACGAAGAUGCAAUGUAGAGAUAACGGUUUGUUUCGCAGAGAGAUGCAUCUGUGUUUAUAUCAUAGCACGCAUUUAUUUUUAUCCAGAUGUUUGGUAUGCAACAAGGUGCUGGUGAUUUAUAUUUAAAGAGAGAACAGGGAACGAAAAUAAUUGUACAGCCGUCUAAAAUGUGUCCGGUGGAUCGUGAGAGCGUGAAGGCAGCGUUACAGAAAGUCUCUCUGAGUUUCCUCAAACGCAGCAAACUUCAGUCAGAGCGAUCCUUCUGCACGUUCUGCCUUUUAUAAAGUAAACAACAUAAUGUAAAGUGUUUCCUCCUGUAGGAUCCCAACGGCUCCUAGCGCUCCUUUUGAUCUGUUUCCAACAACGGAAAAACCCACGAAGCUUCGACCAAAUAUUACGUUAACUUCCAAAGUUAUUUGCAAAAAUUAAACACAUUUUGGAGAUCUAAACUUUUCCUUUUUUUAAGUUUACUAUUCAUUAAACAGAUGUUUAUUUGAUAAGCUAUUCUCCAGAACUACAUCGUUUCUGAAAAGAGACUAAUUUGUGGAAUCUCGAUUUUGAAUCUGCAGCUUUGAUCCAGAUUCAAUCCUGGCCUCUGGACGGAGAGAUGUUCUCAGUGUCCUCUGAGGUUAAACCUCCGUGUUGGUGUCACUGUAUUCAUGCUGUGAAUAUUAAACUACAUCCUGUUGUUCCACACAGACCAGUUUCAAAUAAAUAUUUUUGAUAUCAACACAGUCUGUUGAGUUU
This is a messenger RNA of Notothenia coriiceps (black rockcod), 2486 nucleotides long. Lineage: Eukaryota; Metazoa; Chordata; Actinopteri; Perciformes; Nototheniidae. The record is from RefSeq and is a predicted model, not a curated record.